Molecule: messenger RNA, 3712 nt
Organism: Pipistrellus kuhlii (Kuhl's pipistrelle)
Lineage: Eukaryota; Metazoa; Chordata; Mammalia; Chiroptera; Vespertilionidae
Gene: LRRC20
Product: leucine rich repeat containing 20
Exons: 5
Coding region: 932-1486 (184 amino acids)
Molecular function (GO): protein binding
Source: RefSeq, a predicted model, not a curated record
UGUAAGUGCCAUGAGAGCAGCUAUUGUGUUCUCUGCUUCUCUCCAGGGGCUGGCACAAUACCUGUUGAGUAAAAAAUUAUUGGCAGGACAUUCAGCGUCAGGAGGAGUGCAGGAAGAGGUGGGCUAGAUUGCUCAGUGGUUAGAGACCUCAGUGAUUUGAGGGAGAGGGCAUAUUAUAUUCCUAAAAACUCACUUUUAUUGUGAUAUAUCUGAACAACUGAUGCUUAGAGCGUAUUUGGGGGUGUCCUUGGUGGGAAUAAUAUGUGUCCAUACAUAUAGUUGUCACACUGGGCCACCCCAGGACUUGGCAUGAGUGUGUUUCUUUUGGAAGCUCCAGGCUCCUUCCUCCUUCCAGAACUUUUUGUAUUUUGAUCACCAGGCAACUCUCUUAACAAUAUUCUUCCUAUGAGUUUCCUCCUUCCCAGUCAGCGGAGGGAAGUGCAGGGGGAGUAGGGAAGGGUGUGGUUAGUGGAGGGAGCUCCAGCUUGGCAGCUUCAAUAAGGCUUAUAAAAUACCAGAUAGCUGCACCAGGAAAAGACAGAAAGGUGAGUACAUGGGUGUUAUGUACUGAAUCAUAUCUCCCCCCCACCAAUUCAUAUGUCGAAACCCUAACCCUCAGUGCAAUUGUAUGUGAAGAUGGGGCUUUUAAGUAUGUCAUUGAGGUUAAAAGAAGUUACAAGGAUGGUGCCCUACCUAAUCCAAUAGGGCUGUUGCCAUUACAAGAAGAGGAAGAGAUAGAUACCAGAGCGCUCUCUUCAGCAUGUGAGGACACAGUGAGCGGGUGGCCAUCUACAAGUCAGGAAGAGGGAACGCACCAGAAACCCAGUCACCUAGCACCUUCAUCUUGAAGUUCCCAGACUCCAGAACUGUGCAGGCCCCCUUGUGAGCAGCAGACCGGCCUGGUGGCUGGCAGCAGGACACCCGCGUCUGCAUGCUGAGGAAGAUGGGUGAGGCGGUGGCCAGAGUUGCGAGGAAGGUCAACGAGACGGUGGAGAGUGACUCUGACACCCUGGAUCUGGCCGAGUGCAAGCUGGUUUCUUUCCCCAUCGGCAUCUACAAGGUCUUGCGGAAUGUCACCGACCAGAUCCACCUCAUCACGCUGGCCAACAACGAGCUCAAGUCCCUCACCAGCAAGUUCAUGACCACGUUCUGUCAGCUUCAAGAGCUCCGCCUGGAAGGGAACUUCCUGCACCGCCUCCCCAAUGAGGUCAGUGCCCUGCAGCACCUCAAGGCCAUCGACCUGUCUCGGAACCAGUUCCACGAUUUCCCUGAGCAGCUCACCACCCUGCCCGCGCUGGAGACCAUCAAUCUGGAGGAGAACGAGAUUGUGGACGUGCCCGUGGAGAAGCUAGCUGCCAUGCCCGCCUUGCGCAGCGUCAACCUCCGCUUCAACCCGCUGAACGCCGAGGUGCGCGUCAUCGCCCCGCCACUCAUCAAGUUUGACAUGCUCAUGUCUCCGGAGGGCACGCUGGCCCCCCCGCCGUAGGCCUCCCUCCUCGUGCCCACCCAGAAGGGACAGAAGCCGCUUGGCCUGGCACCCUGAGGGGAGGGAGCCCCAAGGGCCCGUGGGAGGCCAAGCUUGGAGGGCUGGGGAUGGGUGGGCCCAACAGCGUGUGGGAGGGGGUGCCUCGGUCCAGGAUAGGUAGCUUAGAGCGGUAGAGGGUCCUGGAAUGCCCAGAGGAGGAGGCGAGGUGGGGGCUAGAGCCAGGACUCUCGGCAUUCGUAGCCUCUGUGUGAACUUGUGCAGGCCCCCCACCCUCUCUGAGACUUACAAUUUCAGGGAAAGGGCUAGCGGCCGUGGGUCUCUGCCUCCUUGGGCUCCUUGGAGGCCUUUUAGGGGACACGCGCCUCCCAGUCUUCGAAUCCUCGGUGUCUUCUGAGCUCGCAGCUGAGCUUCGCCGAGCAUUUCCUGGGCCCCUGUGGGUGGAGGCCUUGCUUCUAGUGCUGAGAGCCAGUCGCUGCCCUGAGAUGAACAGAAGACCACCUGUAUCUAUUUAUUGCUUCCUGAGAACCAGCCCUUCUCUGUGCCCCAUCCUGAGCCCUGUGGACCCCUAGAUCAGCAGGAGCCUGAGCCGGAAGUUGUGGGAAAGCUGCAGAGAGAGUGCGGACGCUGCACCAGGGCUGACAAUGUUUACACAGGAGCCCAGGGCCAUCAGGCGGGGGAACUGGGGAGUAGAUCAAGUUGGCUCCAUCCUUCCUCAUCCUUACUCCAGAAGUUGGCUCCAUCCUUCCUCCAACCUUACUCCAGAAGUUGCUGGAGUGACCAGCUGUGCCUGGCACCACCCCUUGAGCUACAGGAGAGUGUCCCAGAGAGAAAGAAAGCCAUUGGCUGCCUUGUCAUCGGUUCACCUGGAGGCAGGCGGCACUAUGGACCAUUGGAUUGCAGCCGGCCAGCCCCUGGUCACCACUCAAAGCCCUGAUAACCUCGUCAUUUCCAGGCUCUGAGCCUGGAGCCUGGCCAGGCAAUAGGGUGACCUGCCAUCCACGUCUGCUCGGGGCUUUCUGUGCUCACCUGAGGACAGGCCACAGGGACAACCGGUGGCUCCGCCAGGUGAGGCCUGGGCUCUGGCUUCCUGUGACAGUACCCGUGGUGUGGAGAACCCCUGACCUCUUGAUCCUGCAGGUGUCUACCUCCCACCUUCUCAUCUGUGGAGCAAGCAGAUCAGAGCCCAUCUGGUCUGGACUUUUGUCAGAGUCUGUGGGAGAUGCCUGAGUCCCCAGGACUUGGGGCAAACCAGGCCACCCAAAUCCUACUUCCGUGGGCCAGUGGCCACCCUGCCACGCUCAGAGCACUGACCCUUUCUAAGAAUGUUCCCAUCACUUUCCCCUCCCCCUUCCCCUUCCCCAGCCUGGAGGCUGCCCUGCCCAGGCCUCCUGUCUCUUGGUGAGAAGCUGGCAGGUUGGGAGAUUGUAGGCCUGUCACCACGCACUCAGGACUCAGUGUCCCAGGAGGUGCCCGUUCCCUCUGCUCAUCUCCCAGGCCUGGUGGGUCAGGCUCUAGGAAGAGGGUUUUCAGGGUGAGGAGGCCAGACAAGAUCUCCAGGGCUAGGAGUUCAGCCGGGGACAAGUGAGGGCUGCAGGUUGCAGUCCAGCCCAGCCUGGCCGGGCCCCACUCACCGUGUCUUUGUUGAAGAAGGGGUGUAUUUGCCUGAUACACAAAAAGGCAGUGUAUGGCCAGAACCUGCACCUCAGUGUGGUCCGCAUCAGCACCUCUGGGAGCUUGUUAGAGACACGGACCCGAGGCCCAAUCCCGGACCUCUGGGAUCAGGGCCCACACUCCAGCUCCCCAGGGAUCCCCACAAGCACUUUACUGUUUAAGAAGCCUGGCCUGGGGAGGGCCUGGGAGUGAACGGUGGUGGAAUUGCUCAGCUUUCCCCCAACACCAAGUCUCUGCCCAUCCCCCUCCCAAGGCAGCCCUUCACUCCCACCAGGCCACUCCCAUGAAAGGAGUGACCUGGGGUCCCCAGGUGAUGAGGGUUGGAUUUACCCAGCCCCCUGGCUUUCCUUUCUGGUUUCCCCGAAUGCCAAGCUGCUCCUUCCCCAGGUCCUCAUCUCAGGCCUUUCAGAGGGGCUGCUUCUGGAAGCUGCGUCCUACUCUGCUUGGAGAGCAUGCCCUGGCCUCUCUGGGAAAGCGGGGCAGCAGAGAAGCCCCGGAUCAGAGCACAGUGUGAGCCCUUAGCUUCAGUCUGCAAUAAAGAAUGCAUUGGAUUCA